This is a messenger RNA of Clonostachys byssicola, 690 nucleotides long. The record is from the annotation of a GenBank genome assembly. NCBI's taxonomy places the organism in Eukaryota, Fungi, Ascomycota, Sordariomycetes, Hypocreales, Bionectriaceae.
AUGAAUCUUCAAAGGAGGAUUGCUAUCAAUAUCUUGGCGUUGUCAGCCGCCUUUGCCGCAGCUGUCCCGCGUAUAAUGGAAUACCAGAGAUACUCGUUAAUCACUCGAAGCGAUGACGACGAAGAUGAUGACGAUGAUGAUAAAAAGCGCGCUCUGGCCAAGGGUGCGAUUAUUGGCAUCGUCAUCGGUAUUGUCGCAUUUGUUGUCUUUGCUAUUGUUGCCGUCUAUCUCUGCCGAUUGAAGUUGAAAAGAAAGAAGAUUAAAAAUGAUAGAGACGGCUCUCAAGACAAUGAAAAGAAUAUCAGGGUUGAAAACAGAAGCAAGGAUGUCGAUGUCAGCUACAGUGUCGGCAAUAUCCCAGCCGUGGGCAACAAUAUCGAUAUCUUGAGGGAUAUGGGCCUCCAAGACGAGAUCCACCACGAAACGCUCAGAAAUACUUACAACAACAAUAACACUUCGGAUGCUCCCAGUCGAUUCGGCCCCCACAAUCAGAUAACGCUCGCGGAGAACCUGGCUGCCAACGUUGACGCCAGGUCCGACACCCACAUUGGCGGGAGUCAGUACGAGAUGAACACUGCCAGAACCGUCAUCUCCGAAAAACAGGGCCUGGACAAUUUUAGAAACACGAUCAUCAGCGUCAGCAGCAGUAUGGACGACGAUUAUUAUCAUCGCUCCGACCAACGCGCCUGA